AUGCAAGAGCCAAACGUUUGGUUUAUCACGGGCACCACCUCGGGCAUAGGUGCUGCCCUUGUGGAACAGUUCGCCGAAAGGGGCGAUAAGGUCAUCGCAACGGGCCGGAAUGCGACGGCGCGGCUAGCAGACAAGAAGUCGGAUAACAUCGCACCUUUCGACCUCGAUGUGACCUCCCCGCUUGCCGAUAUCAAAUCCCAGGUACAGCAAGCUGUUAAGAUCUUCGGGCACAUCGACUUCGUUGUUAGUAAUGCCGGUUAUUCUCUCUUGUCUUCGAUCGAAGAAGCGGAGUAA
Colletotrichum fioriniae is the source of this 294-nucleotide messenger RNA. RefSeq lists its product as uncharacterized. The record is from RefSeq and is a predicted model, not a curated record. Lineage: Eukaryota; Fungi; Ascomycota; Sordariomycetes; Glomerellales; Glomerellaceae.